ACACUUUUGCAAGGUUUCAUGGUCUAUGCAGAAGGAAUGACUGCAGUUUUACCUUUCCUCUGCCUGCUUGGUCUGGUUUGACUAGUUCUAGGCUUAAUCACAGUAUCACUGCAGGAGGGUUGACAAGAGGGAGGGGAGAUAUAUAGAGAAAAAAGAAGGUGUACAGAAAGCAAGCAAACAGGUCAGCAGUGAACGAGAGUGAGAAAAGUCUGUAGGAACUGUCUCUGAACUGUCUUUCUCUCUCCAGCGGACACGCUAAGGAUAAAUCAGAAUCAGUGACUUGUCAAGUUCUGGAUUCCUUGGGAUUGACAGCCUGUAGAAAUUAUGUCCAGUUUCCUGUAUUACCUGCUUCCAGCAGUAGGGGGAUAUGCCGUAGCAUCCAUCUACCUGCUGAAGAAUCCGCACAUCCUGCACAAAAAGAAGCAGACAGCCUUCCAUUGCAGGCACAUCUCACACCGAGGAGGUUCUGGGGAGAGAAUUGAGAGCACCAUGGAGGCUUUCACACAUGCAGUGGAGGUGGGGACAGAGAUGCUUGAGCUGGACUGUCACCUUACUCGAGAUGGUCACGUGAUUGUAUCGCAUGAUGACAACCUCCUGCGGCAGACUGGGCAAGACGUCAACAUCUCCGAUCUAAACCUCGAGGAGCUUCCACUGUAUAAGGAAGAACUUGAAGUUACAUUUUACGCAGGUCACUACGGCACUGGCUCAGACAGAAAGUUUGCCCUGUUGGAAGACGUCUUCAGCAAGUUUCCAAGGAUCCCCGUGAACAUUGAGGUGAAAGAGACCAACAUGGAGCUGAUCGAAAAGGUGUCUGCUCUUGUGAAGAAGUACAAACGAGAGGACAUUACUGUUUGGGCAUCUGUGGAGUCUUCUAUCAUGAAAGAAUGCCGUAAAGUGAAUUCUACUAUGCCUUACAUGUUCACGGAAAUGCGUGGCCUACAGCUGCUUCUGCUGUACUACACAGGACUUCUGCCCUUCAUUACCUUGGGAGAAAGCUUCCUGCAGUACUACCUUCCCCAAGUCAUCAACAGGACUUAUAUCCCAGAGCCUGGCAUUCUCAGGAACAGUUUGGUCAUCUCACUAAUUCAAAAGCUGACUUUGAGGAAAGGUUUGUUUCAGCAUUUGAAAGACAGAGGAAUUCAGAUUCAUCUGUUUGUUUGUAAUGAAGAACAGGACAUCGAGGCUGCUUUUGCAGCAGGAGCAACCGGAGUCAUGACUGAUUAUCCUACACUCUUAUCAAACUACCUUAGGAGGCACCCACAGGCCACAUGAAUAAAGUUGAACACGGAGUUAAUGAAUGAAUAAAUGAAUAAAUAAAUAAAUACUACAUAGCAGUAUAGAUUGACAAAAAUGCCUAUAAAGUCUGGCUCUGUAUGCAAAAGUGUAUUUAAAAGUUAAAUAACAGUGAAUGCUCACAUUAAUUCAGUCUGACUUUGUGCCACUUGUGGAUUGGCCGAAAGAAGAAAAAAAGAAAAAUCUCAAAUUUCAUAUAAGGAAACAUGACAAUGGAUCUAGAAUUUUGGGUGAUUCCAUGUAAUGUUAGAACUACAAUAUUGAUCUUAAUGACUUAAGUUAUAUUAUACAUCAACUGACUUCCCCGUUUCUGAAUUGUGCUGAAAUUAUAAACUUUUUGGUUUUGCUCCAGAUUGCAGAUUUCAUCAUCUUUGCGAGAACAUGAGGUUCCAGGGAAUACCAGUGGCCAAAGUAAUAUAACAAAUCAUGAGACUGAAGAACAGUUUGUAAUUCCUAGAUUUCACAAUUUUCUCAGAAAUUCAUAGUUCAAUUUAGUGCCACAGUCCAAAACAAGAAAGCACAUUUCUAAUAAACUCAGCAUGAUGUUGUGUAGAGAGCCAAUUAUGUCAUACCUUUACAAGAAUAAAACACAGGACUUUAUUUCUUUUGAUAAUCUUUGCUAAUAAUAUAAUAGUAUACAUAUAUAAUAACAUAUAUAAUAUACUUAUAUUGUAUAAACAUAUCACAUCACAUCAGAAGCAUUUUAAUCUGAUGUAUCUUAUACUGAUACAUUCAUUGACACUCAGCUGUUUAGUCCCGGUCCUGUGAGUUCUUGUCACAUUGUGCAUUUAAAAAUCUUCUCACUUUCACUAUUAAAAAUUUGCAUGAUU
Messenger RNA from Clarias gariepinus (North African catfish), 2123 nucleotides. RefSeq names its product glycerophosphodiester phosphodiesterase domain containing 3a (gene gdpd3a). Lineage: Eukaryota; Metazoa; Chordata; Actinopteri; Siluriformes; Clariidae. Gene Ontology annotation, molecular function: phosphoric diester hydrolase activity; phosphatidylcholine lysophospholipase A1 activity. The coding region runs from base 325 to 1272 and encodes 315 amino acids. Gene Ontology annotation, biological process: glycerophospholipid catabolic process. The record is from RefSeq and is a predicted model, not a curated record. Gene Ontology annotation, cellular component: endoplasmic reticulum membrane. The transcript has 11 exons.